UCCCUCCCUCCCUCCCUCCUUUCUUUUCUCACUGCAUUUUUCAGUUCAGAGGAUAAUUAUUCUUCAAUGGAGUUACAAAGCAUACUCCACUUCCUUCAGGACAAGACCGUUUUAGUGACUGGCGCCACCGGCUUUCUCGCCAAAAUUUUUGUGGAGAAGAUACUAAGGGUUCAGCCAAAUAUCAAGAAGUUAUACCUUCUUCUGAGAGCCUCGGAUAGCAUAUCUGCCACACAACGCUUACAUAAUGAGAUCACAGGAACGGAGUUGUUCAGAUUGUUGAAGGAAAAUCAUGGCGCAGAAUUCAAUUCCUUUAUCUCAAAGAAGUUGACUCUGGUUCCUGGGGACAUCUCCCAUGAGGACUUGAAUCUGAAGGACUCCGUUGUAAAGGAAGAGAUAUGCCGAGAAACAGAUGUUAUAGUAAACUUGGCUGCAACAACUAACUUUGAUGAAAGAUACGAUGUCGCAUUGGGUAUAAAUGCCUUGGGAGCCAAACAUGUUUUGAGCUUCGCCAAAAAAUGUACCAAACUGAAGGUGCUUGUCCACGUCUCAACAGCAUAUGUAUGUGGGGAGAAAGGAGGAUUGAUAACAGAGGAUCCAUAUAAAAUGGGGGAGUCACUAAAUGGAGUUUCUGGACUAAACAUUGACUCCGAAAAGAAAUUGGUAGAAGAAACUCUGAAACAGCUUCAAGAGGAGGGAGCCACAGAAUAUGAAAUUAAAGUUGCCAUGAAGGACUUGGGUCUUAAAAGGGCAAAUACAUACGGAUGGCCAAACACAUACGUGUUUACGAAGGCAAUGGGAGAAAUGCUCGUGGGAGCAUUGAAGGGAAACGUGCCUGUUGUCAUUAUACGUCCGACCAUCGUUACCAGCACUUUCAAGGAACCUUUUCCUGGUUGGGUUGAAGGCGUAAGAACCAUAGAUAGUGUGCUUGUUGCGUAUGGCAAAGGAAAAUUAAGUUGUUUCCCAGCGGACAUCGAUGCCGUUUUUGACGCGAUACCAGCUGACAUGGUGGUGAAUGCUAUGUUAGUGGCUAUGGUGGCUCAUGCGAAUGGGGAGGAUGAUAAAAUAUAUCACGUGGGUUCCUCCAUGAGAAACCCAGUGAGAUACUCCAAUCUCACAGACUAUGGCUUAAGAUACUUCACAUCAAAGCCACUGAAGAACAAGGACGGCAAGAUUGUCAAGGUUGGCAACGUUACUGUAUUAAACAGUAUCGACAGCUUCCGCACAUACAUGUUCAUUCGCUAUAUGCUUCUCUUGAAGGGACUAGAGCUGGCCAAUAAAGCUUUUUGUCAGUACUUUCGGGGGACGUAUCUGGACCUAAACAGGAAGAUUCAGAUCGUGAUGCGGUUGGUUGAUCUUUACAGGCCUUACUUGUUCUUCAAUGGCGUAUUUGAUAAUAUGAACACAGAGAAAUUGCGGGUGGCGGCGACGCAGGGUGGGGUAGAGAUGGAUAUGUUCUAUUUUGACCCAAAGAUGAUUGACUGGGAGUAUUACUUCAUGAAUAUACAUAUCGCUGGCAUCAAUAAGUACGUCCUCAAGUGAUUCAUCAUUUUUUCAACUGCAAUACUGUAGCCUUACGUUGUCUUGUGUAACUUCUCUUUUAGUUGAUUGCAUUUAGGAGACUUAAGCCUGUUGGCAAAAAAUAAAACACACACACACACACACACAGAGACUUGUCUGCUGGCAAAAAAUAAAAAAAAAACAGAGAGAGAGAGAGAGAGAGAGAGAGAGAGAGAGAGAUUUAAGUCUUGGUAAGUGUGUGAGAUUAUAAAUGUUUGUGUGUUAUUAGUUAUUCAGUCCAAGGCAGUGCUGUAGUAUCAACAAUAAUACUAUAGCUGCCAAGUGCCCAAUGUUUAUGAAAUUUCGUCAAUAUGAUGAUGGAACAUCUCUUUAUUUUCUCAAA
Molecule: messenger RNA, 1900 nt
Organism: Neltuma alba
Lineage: Eukaryota; Viridiplantae; Streptophyta; Magnoliopsida; Fabales; Fabaceae
Product: fatty acyl-CoA reductase 3-like
Exons: 10
Coding region: 67-1539 (490 amino acids)
Biological process (GO): long-chain fatty-acyl-CoA metabolic process; suberin biosynthetic process
Cellular component (GO): intracellular membrane-bounded organelle
Molecular function (GO): alcohol-forming very long-chain fatty acyl-CoA reductase (NADP+) activity
Source: RefSeq, a predicted model, not a curated record